Messenger RNA from Sclerotinia trifoliorum, 771 nucleotides. NCBI's taxonomy places the organism in Eukaryota, Fungi, Ascomycota, Leotiomycetes, Helotiales, Sclerotiniaceae. The record is from the annotation of a GenBank genome assembly.
AUGGACAUCGAUGAGUUUACUGAGAAGACGGAGGUACAGCAAGAAAUAUACGAUGCUUCCCGAACAGAAGAAGACGCACACAGCGAGAUUAAGAUCUUACAAAGUGCAUCGCUCUCAGACCCAUCAACCUAUUGCUCGACUUUUUCUCUCGGCUUCUUUGACCUUGCACUCGAGAUUCGACACCUGAUCUACAACGGAUUAUUUAGCAUUGCCAUUCCCAUCUCAUUUCAAACUGGCUUUUGGGAUCUUGAACCACCGCUAGGCAUCAAGAAGAAUUACGGUCUUUCCCCAGCAUUUCUACGAGUCAACCAACAAGUACACUGCGAAGCUAGAUCGUUCCUAUACUCCAACAAUCAAUUUGACCUUUCUAGCAUCAACCACACAUAUCAAAUACCCACUAACGAUGCAGCUCUUGCCUACUUCUUGGGGAAGAUUGGUAAUGACAAUGGAAGCCUUCUUCGCCACAUUCAGAUUGAUUUUCCCGCCUCUGACCGUGGAACUUACAAAAUCCCAGGAGGAGUCUGGGAAGCCAUGGAAGAGUUCGUAGGAACUGUGAAGCAAAUCAAAGACAAAUGCUCACAGAUCAAGACAGUUGAAAUGGUGCUCACUCGGAAUAUUGUGACGAAGCAGCGCGGGACCAGACGAAUCAAGACAUUUCAUGAUGAAUCAAAAACAAUCGAUUGGAUAAAUGAGCAACUGCACGCCAUUCCUUCCCUAAAGGUAGUAAUUUUUAAGGCUAAAUGCCCCGAAGGAAAUGAAAUAUGGGAUUAA